Molecule: messenger RNA, 1197 nt
Organism: Acanthoscelides obtectus
Lineage: Eukaryota; Metazoa; Arthropoda; Insecta; Coleoptera; Chrysomelidae
Source: the annotation of a GenBank genome assembly
AUGACUCAACCUGAUAAUAAUAGAAACAGUACAACUACUUCAUCAUCAUACUCCAGUGCACUCCUACAGCAACCAGUCAGCAAAACACCAUCAAAAAACCAAGCGAUUCUCCUAACAGCAGUAGAUGGGAUAAAAAUCCAUGAUUAUAUUAUUGCAAUUGGCUCGAUUGUAGGUCCCAAAAAUAUACUGUUCGCAUCAAGAAUUGCUAACGGCCGAAUCUGUAUGUAUCUGAGUAACACUGAUAGCGUGGACAAAAUAAUCACUGAACACAAAUCCAUAAAGAUCCAAGACCACGACAUCGAAAUAAGACGACUUGUUACACCUGCUCAAAGGCUAGUUAUUUCAAAUGUCUGCCCCUCUGUGCCAAACAACAUUAUUGAAAGUUCACUAACAACUAUGGGCCUGAAGCUACUCUCCCGCAUAACUUACCUCCGAGUUGGAAUGCCGGAAAAUGAAUACAAUCACAUUCUCAGUUUCCGUCGACAAGUGUAUAUUGCACCACCUGUUAGCGAAAUCGUAGACUCUACCACUAUAACCUUUGAGGAAACGACAUACAGGAUAUUUUUCUCCGUAGACGGACCAAGCUGUACUCUUUGCAAGCAGACGGGACAUACAUUGGAAAAAUGCCCCAAAUCACAAUCCAGAAAUGAAGAUACCGAAUCAAGAAUAGAAUUUGAGUCAUCUAAUGUACAUAACAAAACUAAUACAUUGAGCUUAAACAUGACUGCAACCAUACAAGACAACUCUGUAUCAGAGGAAACUCGACCUAAACGACAAAUCUCAACAUCCCCCGUAUCUACUAACACCCAGCCUACAUUAACUGAAGCCCCCACUAAGAGAAUCAAAACAUCAAAAGUUUCUGAGGAAUCCUUGGAACCCGCCGAGGAAUUCAUAAACUCACGGUUUACGUCAACCAAGCUAAAUGUGUCAGAGGUAGCUGACAUGAUAGAAAAUACAUAUAAAUCCAAAGAUAUAAUAGCAACGUUUAGAAACUACACAAAUAACAUACCGGAUAUGAACCAAUUUUUAGCUGAACUAUACCCACAUUUAAAGGAUAGGAGCACAAAAAUAAAAAUUACAAAAAUCAGAAAAAAAUUAGCGAAACAUCUAGAAAACUUAUCGUCCAAAAACAGUGAAGAAAAGGAUCUAGAAUCAUCCGAUGGCGAAGUCUCUGGAUCCUCUUUCUCAACAUACUAG